Naegleria lovaniensis is the source of this 441-nucleotide messenger RNA. RefSeq lists its product as uncharacterized. Lineage: Eukaryota; Heterolobosea; Eutetramitea; Acrasida; Naegleriidae. Bases 1 to 441 code for a protein of 146 amino acids. The transcript has a single exon. The record is from RefSeq and is a predicted model, not a curated record.
AUGAGUUCAUACAUUCGUGAACAAAAGAAGAUUUUGAAACAAGGCAUCAAACAACAUCUCACCGAACAUUGUGAUAAGGUCCAAAAUGGCCAAUAUACCGGUGAAGAUUUGGCCAAGGAAAUGAGGGAAUAUCGUUCUACCGAAAAGCCAUCCAACUUUUUCGUUUGGAAGAGACUUCAUAAGAAUACCGGAGUUUAUGCUUCUUGGAAGGAUGAUAAUUUUCUCAAGUGGACCUACAAGGAAUUAACAAGAGCAAGAACCUUCCCAUGGUUGGUUGCUGCUGCUUCUUGGUACGGAUUUGUUUUCCUCUUCCCACAUCCAACUCAGGAAGAUAUGAAGAAGUCACCAAACUUCCAUCCUCAUGGUCAUCCACCAGGAUCCAAUAUGACUCCUCACUAUCAACAUUUAGUUCAUGAAAUUGAGGCUCCACCAAAGUACUAA